AUGGAAGCUGCGGGCACGUCAAGAGUCACUGAAUUGCAUGAGCUCGAGGAGUUCAGAUAUCUUGCUUUUGAGAGAACAAAAUUGUACAAGGAGAGAAUAAAGAGGUUGCACGACCAGAACAUUAUUGAGAGAAAUUUCAAACCUGGGGACAUGGCAUUGCUAUACAACUCAAGACUACGUCUGUUCCUAAGUAAACUUAAGUCACGAUGGUCUGGACCAUUUCGAGUAGUUGAAAUUUUCCCUUCAGGAGUUGUUGAGAUUGCCAUAGAGAAUGACUCUCGUACAUUCAGAGUCAAUGGUCAAAGAUUGAAGCCAUAUGUGGGCAUGAGCGAGAAAAAGGAAGUGUCUGAGUUGUACUUGACUGAACCACAGAGGUCUAGCGAGCCUUAA
Nicotiana tabacum (common tobacco) is the source of this 390-nucleotide messenger RNA. Lineage: Eukaryota; Viridiplantae; Streptophyta; Magnoliopsida; Solanales; Solanaceae. The record is from RefSeq and is a predicted model, not a curated record.